CAGUUGGGUGGGAAGGAAUUUAUCUUAAACCACGUUUCAUCAACAGCGACUGUAUGACCAACACACUAGUACAUGAUUCAUGAAUCGAUCGCCACCAUUAUAGAUCAACAAAGAGAGAGAGAGAGAGAGAGAGAGAGAGGAUCAUUAGCCCCAAAUCCUCUUUCUAGUCCUCAAAACCCCCACAAACCAUCUCUCUUUCCCCAAAUUCUUACACCCAAACGAACAAAACGUCUUCAAUUUCGCGAGAUCAGAGUAUUGAAUUGAUCUCGCCACAAUAAUGCUGGCGAACCAUCUUCAGAACGGUGUCGAGACCGCCAAGCUAAUUUGGUCUCGGUUGCCCAACGCGGAAGAUGGUAGUGAUGCUGAACUUGAUGAAGAUGGGGUUUUGAGAAACGAUGGAUUCGAUGGUGUUGAAAGUCUUGAUUAUGAAGUCAUUGAGAACUACGCCUAUCGGCAAGAACAGGCGCGAAGAGGAAAGCUUUAUGUUUGGUACUACGUGGGAGUUAAAUGGUUCUUUGCUCUGCUUAUAGGCAUAGGCACUGGAUUUGCUGCUGUUCUUAUCAAUAUCUCAGUUGAGAAUUUUGCUGGAUGGAAGUACUCAUGGACAUUUACAAUAAUACAGCGUUCAUAUGUGGCUGGGUUUAUUGUAUAUACCUCCAUCAACUUGGCUUUAGUCUUUUCAUCUGUUUAUAUCAUUACCCAAUUUGCCCCUGCAGCAGCAGGGUCUGGUAUACCUGAAAUCAAGGGUUAUUUGAAUGGGAUUGAUACUCGUGGUAUACUUCUUUUUAGAACCCUAAUAGGAAAGAUUUUUGGAAGCAUUGGAUCUGUGGGUGGUGGAUUGGCACUUGGUAAAGAAGGGCCUCUAGUUCAUACUGGUGCUUGUAUUGCUUCUUUACUGGGACAAGGUGGAUCAACAAAAUAUCAUCUGAGUACAAGGUGGCUACAGGUCUUUAAGAGUGACCGUGAUCGCCGUGAUCUUGUGACAUGUGGAUGUGCAGCUGGUGUGGCUGCUGCUUUCAGAGCUCCAGUUGGCGGUGUAUUAUUCGCUCUAGAGGAAGUUACAUCUUGGUGGAGGAGUCAGCUGAUGUGGCGUGUUUUCUUCACUUCUGCAGUUGUGGCGGUUGUAGUGCGUACUGCAAUGGGAUGGUGUAAGACUGGGAAUUGUGGCCAUUUUGGUUCUGGAGGUUUCAUAAUAUGGGAUUUGUCAGAUGGUCAAGAGGACUACUCAUUUGCGGAGUUAUUGCCAAUGGCUAUUAUUGGUGUCAUAGGAGGCCUCCUUGGAGCGUUAUUUAACCAGCUCACACUUUAUAUAACACAUUGGCGUCGAAACUAUCUACACAAGAAAGGAAACCGAGUCAAAAUAAUUGAAGCAUGUCUUAUAUCCGUGAUAACUUCAGUGAUCUCAUUUGGAUUGCCUCUUUUUAGAAAAUGUAGUGCAUGCCCUGACUCAGAUGCUUCUAUUGAAUGUCCUCGUGCACCAGGGAUGUAUGGGAAUUAUGUAAAUUUUUUUUGUACCAAGGAGAAUGAAUACAAUGACCUUGCAACCAUCUUCUUUAAUACUCAGGAUGAUGCUAUAAGAAAUCUAUUCAGUGCGAAAACCAUUCAUGAGUACAGUGCCCAGAGCCUGCUGACUUUUCUGGUUAUGUUCUAUGGUUUAGCCGUGGUGACAUUUGGUACUGCUGUUCCAGCUGGCCAAUUUGUUCCAGGUAUAAUGAUUGGAUCUACAUAUGGACGCCUUGUUGGCAUGUUUGUUGUUAGACUCUAUGAAAAGCUCAACAUUGAAGAAGGAACAUAUGCUUUACUUGGAGCUGCCUCGUUUCUAGGAGGUUCAAUGAGAAUGACAGUCUCACUUUGUGUUAUUAUGGUUGAAAUUACAAAUAAUUUAAAGCUCUUACCUCUUAUCAUGCUUGUUCUCCUCAUAUCAAAAGCUGUUGGUGAUGCUUUCAACGAAGGUUUAUAUGAAGAACAGGCGAGAUUAAGGGGUAUACCUUUACUUGAAUCCAGACCCAAAAAUUUAAUGAGAAAAAUGACAGCUAAAGAGGCAUGCGGGAAUCAAAAGGUUUGUUACUUCACUCGUGUGGUGAAAGUUGCUGAUGUAGCCGCUAUUCUGAGGACUAACAGUCACAAUGGCUUUCCUGUUGUGGAUCAGUCACGAAGUGGAGAGACAAUGGUCAUAGGUCUUAUCUUGCGCAGUCACUUAUUGGUACUUCUUCAGUCUAAAGCAGAUUUUCAGCAUAGCCCUCUUGCAGUUGAUAUGAGAAGCCAAUCUAUACCCAUCAGGCACAGUCUUAGUGACUUUGUGAAACCUGUCUCUAGUAAAGGACUUUCAAUAUCUGAUAUCCAUCUAAGUCCGGAUGAUUUGGAAAUGUACAUAGAUCUAGCCCCCUUUGUCAACCCAUCUCCAUAUGUUGUCCCUGAAGAUAUGUCUUUAACCAAGGUAUAUAAUCUAUUCCGUCAGUUAGGAUUGAGGCAUAUAUUUGUAGUUCCACGUGCUUCUCGUGUGAUUGGCAUGAUCACCAGAAAGGACUUGAUAUUUGAGGACAAUGAUGAUUCAGGUUCUGUGGAGCUCCAGUCAACUAGUGUAAGGGGUCGACAACGAGGAGGCAAUAGAGUGAGAACAAGGAAUCCAGAUGUCGGGCAUCCACUACUUAAUGGUCUUUUGGAGUAAAGUAACAAACAGCCUAGUCACUCAUUUUGCAUCUACUACUAAUCCUUCUUAUUAUUCUUUUUGCUAGCUUAUUAUUAUUAAUAGGUUUCACGAAUUCUGUAUAUAUACUUUAUGCUUUAUAAACACCAUUACAUUCAUCUGUGUGCCAUACAAAAGGUUAGUCACGAACAGGAAGGAGACUCUUCCACUCUUUAGUUUCUGUAUUCACA
Molecule: messenger RNA, 2877 nt
Organism: Lactuca virosa
Lineage: Eukaryota; Viridiplantae; Streptophyta; Magnoliopsida; Asterales; Asteraceae
Source: the annotation of a GenBank genome assembly